GUUGUUUGUUUGUUUUUGGUGACAGGGUCUUCCUAGGUUGCCCAGGCUGGCCUUGAACUUGUGAUCCUCUUGCUUCAGGCUCCUAAGUAGCUGAAUCCCAGCAUAAUCCAUAGAGAUGCACCACCAUGCUAAGCCUGUAUAGGAGACAUAUCUUUAUGUCUUUUUCAUAUUGUACAUUGACACUGACAUUUUAUGUCAACAUUUAAAAGUUCUUAUUUUUAUGUAUUACAACAACAAAGGAAAUGUAAAAUGGGACUUGUAUUUGGCUUUUUCUAUGUGAUACAGAAAUGUGGAGCGAAUGGGAUAAAAUUCAGUUGGUAAAUUGAUUAAUGAAUCGUGACCCCUUCAUGCCUUAUCUUACCAGUAAGCAUUUGAAGUUGUCUCAGAACCUCAGUGGAGUUCUUCUCCCCUUAACAUUCAAAAAUGCUGCAAACAAAUGAUAGUAAUAAUAGGAAAAGGUGGUAAUGAUAACAAAAAUGUAUUCAUUUGUUUACUGUAUUCAAGGUAACAUUUUAAGCAUUCUUCAUGUCUUAGGUAAUUGAAUCUUUACAACAUGCAUAUGAGGUAGGAAGGAAAGGUUAUCCCCAUUUUAGAGAAGAAGGUAUGUUAAGUCACCUUUUGUUACUGUAAUAAGUACUGAGAAAAUCAACUUAUAAAGAGAAUAGUUUUUUGCUGCAUAUUUUUUAGAGGUUUCAGUCCAUGAUUGAUUGGCCCUGUUACUUUGGGCCUAUGACAAGGGACCACAUCAUGGUGGUAGUGAGUGGGAAAGCAAAACCACUCACCUCAUGGCUCAGAAGUAAAAGAGAAAGGAAAGAACCAGGGUUCCUUAAUCCAUUUCAAGGCCGUAUCCCCAAUAACUUGAAGACCUCCUGCUUGGCCCCACCUCUUAAGGUUACAUCACUUCUAACAGCACCUUUCUGGGGAUCAAGGCUUUGACAUGAACUUUGGGGAGACCUUGAAGAUCUAGCUAUAGCAAAAGAAAAGAGGUCCAGGAAGCUUAGGUGAUUUGCUCAAGGGCACUCAAUUUGGUAAGUAUUGGAAUGAAUAUACAACCUGGGUAGUUUGACUCUGGGGGCUGUGUUAUUUAUUCUUUAUGACUUGCUUCCUAGAUAAUUCUGACACAUUAAGUUUCAACAAUUUUGGAUAAUUUUUUUGAAAUUUCAAAACUACUAAUGAUGUGAGUAUUGUGGGUGUAGGUAUUUAGUUACAUGUGCUAUGUUUAUAACAAUUUUUUUUUUAAUUACAAAAAGAGAAGUCCCUUCUUGACUCUUCUAGUUAAUUCUUGCCCCCAGGGGUGACUGAUGGUUUGAUAGAUUUCCUUCCUAAGUUUGAUUUGUUUUGUCAUCUAUAUUUAUACAAAACUCUUUCUCUUUUAUUUCUUCUCACUUUUAACAUAUUUUUUUGGGGGGGGGUCUUAGUUUUGUUUCAUUUGUUAAAAGGUUAAUUAUAUAGGUUAAUGAUUUUUUGAUUGUUAGAAAUAACACUAUAAUGACAGUUAUAUAACAUGUAACUUUAUAUAUGUAUGCUACUAUUUAUAUUUAGGUAGAUUCCUAGAAGAGGGAUUGCUGAUAGUUAAUAGCAUACCAACAUUUUUAGUUUGACAUGGCAAAUUCCCCUAUAAUAGCAUUUCAUCAAUUGUGCAUUCAUAAAGAGGAAAUGAGAGGGCUGGGGUUGUGGCUCAGUGGUAGAGUGCCUGACUAGCAUGUGUGAGGCAUUGGGUUCGAGUCUCAGCACCACAUAUAAACAAAUAAAUAAAUAAAGGUCCAUCAAUAUCUAAUAAGUAUAUUUAAAAAAAAUAGGAUAUGAGAAAAAUAAUAAUCUUUAUGAAUGGUUUAUGAGUUAGUAAGAUUCAAACUUUUAUGUAAAAGUUAAACAUUAAAUAGGGAGGGAAGAUGAUGAGAACAUUAUUAAAAUAUCAUUUUUAAAUACGAACAUCUACUAGUGUUUUAAUCUAAAUGAUUCUACUUGGAAUAUAGUUAGGUCCAUAACUAUUCAACUUCUUUAUGAUGCUUUGGAAACAUCAUUCUUCAUAGAGAUACUGAAUGCAUUGCUUUUGUUGUUGGAAUUAAGUAGCAUUUUUCACUUUAUGUUUGUUAUAGUUAUUUAAUUUAUUCAUCUUUUUUUUCUGAAAAAUAACCUUUCCAAUACAGAAAAAGCAAAAUUUUAAAGGUUGAUAAACAGAAUAUUCAUAUUGGCUUUUUAAAAUGUCAAGGAAAGAUCUGGGCAUUACCUUGUAUGUUUGUUUUUUUUUUAUAGUGGUGGGGUAUCAAACAAAUGAUAAAAGCAAAUUUGGUACACUUUGAGAAUACUUACAAAACCAACACUUUUUUUUUUUUAUAAUUUAAGGUUCUAAAUUCUAGGAAUAAUUUGAUUGAUAACUACCACUGUGCUAGAGAUACACCCAGCCUAAGGAACUAGACCAUUCUUUAGUAGUUCCUAGAGAAGGCGUAUAUUUAAGAUUCAUGAGGGCCUUUCAGUAUUUUUAUUUUCCCUUCUGAGAACUUGUCUUCUUUCACUUUAAAGGAAGUUUAAAUAAUUUCGGAGGCCACUGAGUUCUUUUUGAGAGUUUCAGUUCUCUGAUGGUACUCCAUGUGAUCUUCUACUACUGCCCUAGACACUUCCUUUUCUCUCCUGCUUUUAAAAUUUUUUCUGCUAAUGAACUUGGUGUUACUCUGGAAUCUUUCUCCAAUAUUUUAAGGUAUUUAAACUCUAGCACUGAUUUUACUUCUCCUAGGCUCAUUUCUUUCAUUUACAAAAUACUUAAGAUAGAUGUUCUGCAAAGUUCAUUUUAGUCUGUAAGUCCUAUCCAAAAGGUUUAGUUGUUACAGCCCCAAAGGACAGAACUGAAUGUAAAUUGCCCUUAAAGGCAAAUAUUGCUGCAAGUUCACUUCUCUUUUUUUCCCACUUGGUUAAAGUGGUAGGUGCCCAAGAUACUACAGUUAGUAAAUAGUGUAUUUUCUAUUUGGGUCUAUGUAUUGCACAGUACCCUGAAGGACAAGCAUGUAAACAGAUAUGUUGCAAUGUGGAAUGGCAAGUCAUUUUGAUAGGAAUCUGGAUAAAAUGUUGUGUUACUCUCCUAGAGGAGUGAGUAGUUCAAGGCUGUAGAGAGGAGAGGCCUCAAAAUUGCUCUUGAAUGUUAGCUUCAUAAGGACAGGGCCUUUUGUUUCACUUCCCUCCAUAUUCCUGUCUCAGAAAUGAUGUCUGGCUAAUGGCCCAGAAACAAUGGAGUCAAGUAACUGGACUUAAACCUCUGAAAUUUGACACUGGUACUGUAGCUCCAGAAAAAUGCUUGUUUGGGGCAAUGUUAAAUAUUGCUUCAGUUUUAUGCAUUGCCACCAUUUAUGUUCGUUAUAAGCAAGUUCAUGCCCUGAGUCCUGAAGAGAACCUUAUCAUCAAAUUAAACAAGGCUGGCCUUGUACUUGGAAUACUGAGUUGUUUAGGACUUUCUCUUGUGGCAAAUUUCCAGAAAACAACACUUUUUUUUGCACAUGUAAGUGGAGCUGUGCUCACCUUUGGUAUGGGCUCAUUAUAUAUGUUUGUUCAGACCAUCCUUUCCUACCAAAUGCAGCCCAAAAUUCAUGGCAAACAAGUCUUCUGGAUCAGACUACUGUUGGUUAUCUGGUGUGGAGUAAGUGCAUUUAGCAUGCUGACUUGCUCAUCAAUUUUAUACAGUGGGGAUUUUGGCACUGAUUUAGUACAGAAACUCCACUGGAACCCUGAGGACAAAGGAUAUGUGCUUCAUAUGGUUACUACUGCAGCAGAAUGGUCUAUGUCAUUUUCCUUCUUUGGUUUUUUUCUGACUUACAUUCGUGAUUUUCAGAAAAUUUCUUUACGGGUGGAAACCAAUUUACAUGGAUUAACCCUCUAUGAUACUGCUCCUUGCCCUGUUAUUGAUGAACGAACACGACUACUUUCCAGAGAUUUUUAAUGAAAGUAUAAAAUAUUUCUGUACUGAUUAUGAUUCUCAGGGAUGGAGAAAAGGUUCAGAAAAGUAACUUACUACCCUCUGAAAUUUUCAACCAAUUAAUCAAGACUGACAGUGACAUUGAUGAAUCCUGAUAAUCAGGAGACAUGAAAUAAGCCAUUUGAUAAAUCAUUUUAAGGAUAUAAUCAAGAGGACUAUUUAAAAACAUUUAUACCUAUACUUUUUUAUCCCAGGAAAUAAAAUCAAAGGACAAUA
Messenger RNA from Marmota monax (woodchuck), 4180 nucleotides. It is a transcript of the gene Dram2, whose product is annotated as DNA damage regulated autophagy modulator 2. Gene Ontology annotation, cellular component: lysosome. Gene Ontology annotation, biological process: photoreceptor cell maintenance; regulation of autophagy. Bases 3209 to 3928 code for a protein of 239 amino acids. NCBI's taxonomy places the organism in Eukaryota, Metazoa, Chordata, Mammalia, Rodentia, Sciuridae. The record is from RefSeq and is a predicted model, not a curated record. The transcript is spliced from 8 exons.